UCGAUCCCCAAAGUCCGCCAGGAUCCGAACUUGGUGGAUUCGCCUGCAUUUGUAACGGGUGGAUGGCGUUUGCACAGAAGCAGGCGUUGCUUGGGCGCACCGCUUUUUGGGGCGCCGAUGAACGAAGAUCCACGGCACACCGGAAAUGGACCCGGCCAGCGACACCGUCGUCAACCCCAAUAAACCCCUUUCAGGGCAACUUACAAGAAUCGUGGGGGCGGUCGCGUGGAACGAAUGAGAGAGAAGCAGAACGCGACACGCAAACCGUGUGCCCCGAUGUCCACGUCAUCCGUUCCCGCCGUCCCAGCCACUUGCGUCACGUGGCACGACAUGAUGAUAAUGAUGACGACGAUGAUGAACACGGUGAUGGUGACGAUUACGGUGGUGAUGUUAAUCUGGGCGACGAUGCCGCUGACGAUGAUGAUGAUGUUGAUGACGAUGAUGAUGUCGAUGAUGAUGUUCGUGAUGAUGAUGAUUGUGAUGACGACGAUGAUGACGAUGACGAUGAUGACGACGAUGAUGACGAUGUUGAUGAUGGCGAUGACAACGAAGAGGACGAUGGUGGUGAUUUUGAUGACGGCGACGAUGUCGCUGAUGAUGAUGAUGUUGUUGAUGAUGUUGAUGAUGUUGAUGAUGAUGUUGUUGAUGAUGAUGAUGAUGUUGAUGAAGAUGAUGAUGAUCACGAUAACAAUGAUGGUGAUGAUGAUGAUGAUGAUGAUGAUGGUGGUGGCGACGAUGAUGGUGAUGAUGGGGGCGAUGAUGAUGAUGAUGAUGGCAAGCAAGAAUCACGGGGCCGCUCGCGAGGAAAAAACGAGCGGGAAUCAGAAGGGGACACAGGAACCAUGUGGCCCAAUGUCACCGACAUCGUUUCCCUCCGUCCCCGCAAUUUGAAACAGGUGGCGCGACGCGGCCGCUCCCAUGGGCCGGCAAACAUGCCUGACACGAGGGCAGGCAGAACAACACUUUACCUUGAAGAGGGCACAACGCACACAAUGGAGCUGCUCUUUGAUGGCUCACAGUUCUUCGAGGAGGCGCAGUUCUUCGAUGACGGCAAAGCGCACACGAUGGCGCAACUGUUCGACAAGGGCUCAGCGCAAACGGCGGCCAUGAGUGUCGAGACGCACAUUCGCUCAGCAGAACCUUUUCGUUCUUAUGCGAAAUCCGUGCGGCAUUUCAACGGUGUAACAACGAUCCACGGAGUGACCGCAGAGGACUUCGACGAGGACCCAUGGAUGACCGUCGUCCCGUGCAUGGACGCACAUCUUGACGAUUGGGGCGAAGGCAAUUGGGACAAUAUGGAGACUCACUGCCCUUGGGCAAGCGAGUACAAGUUCGCGAAUAUGUUGGAGUUCGGGGACCUCAUCCCACUGCCUGACGCCGUCCUCGGACAUAAGUUCUUGAACCAUAUGCGGAAAGCACUAAGCUACAUUAGCCGCUAUUUCAGUCGCCUGGAGUGCCACAACGGCAGGUCGUCGCCACGAACUUGGGGUGGCUCGCGGAAACAAGAGUUGGUCGCUGCUCUUUCCUGGACCAACAAUAUGUCUUCGUCCAGGGGCGAAGGGGAGCCUGCAGCGACCUCCGGGAUGGGAUCUGGGAAAGAUUCUACAAAACAGUCGUUUACGACCUCGAGGACGUGGUCCGACCACGCUAGGUCGAAAUGGUUCGUCGGCUGGUGCUGUGCUGAUGCUACGAACCCAGUCCAACAACCGUGUGGUCAUGUGAUCUUCGUCGAAGCCAACAAGCGCCGCAAGGUUCUGGGGGUUGUCUUGCGGUCGGAGAAUGCGAAAGGCAGUUAUCGACGGUUUUACAUGAAAAAUGUGUACGGUUCGAAGGGGAACGUCGUCGCCGGUGCCAAGGGGGCAGUUCUCGACAUGUGUCUGUUCGAGGGGUUCGGAGCGGGUGCUGCGAACACCCCGUUCUACAACRACCUCYGGCRGYWRGGCGGGUUUGUUUUGGGUCGAGAGUUCUUCGACCUGUUGGAGGACAAGGGCAUCGCCCUCGACGUCCCUUGCGAAGUCGGUCCCGACCUGGAACUGUCAAUGCCUUUGCAGUCGUGCACACAUGUGCAGCGGGAGGAUGCCAGAGGUCAGUUUGACGACAGUGAAGAUGAGGCGACACCAUGUCUGCCGUUUUCGCCGUCGAGGGAAAGAGACAGGUCCGUGAUGUCCAUACCUGGGGUCCGGCAACAGACCGCAGCGGAUCCCGGAGAAGAGGGAGUCCUGUGUGGGUCUGACUUGGAGCCAGCACAGGGCCAUGGCGCAAAAGGCGAGGCCGUGGGCGGGGAGGAAGCGCAGGGCACUCCCCAAAAAAGGAGGGGAAAAUGUCAAGAAGAGUUGGUGGGCUCUUCGAAGAAACAGAAGACCAAGACCCCGAGGACUACGGGAGAGAAACGGAAGGGGAGGGGGAUGGAAGAGGGUCACCCGGGUAUCAAACGUCCAGCUUCGAAACAUAAACAACCUGAGUCAGGACCUUCUUCACCACGGUCUGCCAUCGACGUGGACGCCAGGUACUUCCUGGAGUACAAAGACGGCGUCAGGACAAGGCGAGAGUUUGAGAUCAGCCCGGCUCAGAUCGUUGACAUAAGGGAGUGGGAGGAUCUUUACAACCAGCGGUCGCUAGAUCCCGUCCUCGUGGAAACGAUAAGGGAAGCAAUACGCAAGAAACACGUUUCCGACUCGGCGCUGUUCAAGGACUGCCCACCGUACAUGGGUUGCGACCAGGACAACUCGAUUGAGGUGACGGAGAAGUUGGCGGGCCACAAGAAGUUGUCCAUCGACUGGAGAAACAAGGUUCUCUCCGUGUUAAACGGAAGCAGACUGAAGAGCCGGGAAGUCGCACUUGCCGAAGGCGUCGUUCACAUUAAAUGGAAAGACACGGGGGACGUGACAUCCAUCGCGCCAUUCGCCAACGACCCUUUAGAGGCGGACAUCAGGGGCGCAGAGCUGAAGGAGGCAGUGGCUGCCACAAAGAGCCACACGUUCAUCCUCGAUCUGUGCGAACCGGUUCACCUCAAACUGUGGAAGCCCCAAGCGUGGGAGACUUUGAAUUCCUAUGUUCAAACGUGGUGUCCCUCGCAUUGGACUCUCGUUGUUUUCGUGCUGCGGCAGCAUAACCUGUCGUUUCUCGCCAGCAUGCAUCAUCUUUCUUUCGUCAAGCUGUUGGAAGGGAAGUGGGUGCGGAGAGUGAAGCAAAAAAAAAGCUUUCCCGUUGGGAACAAUUUGUACACGGAGGAAGACCGCAUGUACAUCCUCUUCAAGGGUGACGAUCUGCGCGUCAACACAUCCGUGGUCUACGAGGGAAACCUGCCCACGGGUGCCACUGCUGCGGUGCGAUUGCCUCAGAGGGUCACCCAGACGGAUGUGUUCGAGAUUCCUUUCACGCCUUGCGACUGGUCGCUGGUGGCGCCUGAACGACAGGGCAGCGUCUACGGGGAUAUGGAAUGCAAUCCGACCCAAUUCGUCGGUCUUCUUGAUUUUCUUAGCAAGAAGGGAGAGGGUGUCGUGUUCCUUGGGAAACCGCACGCGCGAAGCGUCUGGGAGCUUAUGAAGGCUGCAGUCGCUGUACUUGUGGAGUCCGAGGAGCAGUUGAAGUUAGACAGUUACGCUUCCCUGAUUUCCACUGAUGACGAGGAAGCCAUAGGUGUGGAGUUUGUCGCCAAUGCGAAGGAGGAGGAGAGCGAUACGGAGAGCAUCGACCUGAAGUACGACCCGCCUCCGGCGGACCACGGCCGAGGGUCCUCGUCGGCCGGUCCAUCACCAAGCGCUGCAGCCCUCGUGUCACCAUUGGCCAAACCGGCGCUGGGCACCACGCCGAUGAAGUUGCUAGAGAGACUUAGAGCUCUGGCCGCCCCCCCGCCCGCUUUGCGUCCCGGGUCCGUUGUCCCGCCCGAUCAUCCGUCUUGGAAGGAUGACAACAUCCACUUCCUGCUUGAACCGCAACUCGCUCGGCCGGAAAGCCGAACUACGUCGAGUGAGGAGCCGCCUGAGCGGUCCGGAAUACGAAGCUGCUCGAGGUCGGGGGAUCUGAGCACGGAUCGAGAAAUUCGCAGCAUUGCGGCGCGGGACGGAGACGUCGGAACGGUGUCGCCUGAGUGGGAGCGAUGGCCGCAAGGAUUACAGCGGGAGGCUGCAAGUGCAGGGUCCGGCGACACAGAGACCACGAAGUCCGCCGAGAUCCGAACUUCUUCGGGCGGGGUUUGUCGGCCAGGGAUUGUCGUGCCGUUGAGAGGGGCAGCGUGCGCGAGAACGGAAGGGCGGUCCUCACGAUUCGGCACGGGUACCGCGGAAGGGGACGAGUUUCGUGGGAGGGAAGUAGGGGAGGAAAUGGAGGAACAGAAGGGAGCGCAGGAAGGGGAGGAAGAAGGGAAAGAAGAGGUGGAAGGGGAGGAAGCGGGAGAAACAGAGCUAAUUGAUUUGUUUGAAGGAAGGGAGUGUGCCGGGUAUAGAGAAGACGAAGUGGAACACAGUGAGGACGAUGCCGGAUCUGGAGAGUCGUCUGAAGAGUUCGGACAACUGUACGGAGAGCAUUACGAGGAUGAUGUUGACGACGAUGCCACAACAAUAGAGAAUGAGACACAAGUGGCCAGCAGCCUUUCCGCAGAGCCUGAAGAUUAUGCGGUUCGGCCACUGAUGUUUGCUGUCGACUUGCAACACCGGUUCGACGAGGCUUCCGUUGCUAUCAGCCCGUCUGAAAAAAGUCGACGUAUAAGCAUCGACGAAGUUAUCGACGGUAUCCUCGGCGACCACAACGUGUCUGCCCGUCUGUCCGCAACUGCCAACGUUGCAUCUUCCGUGGCAGUUGCCCUCGCUUCGUCGCCGCCGAAGUCUCUGGUGCUGCAGGCCACCCUUGCCGCCGAAGGGGAAGGCGAGUGCGGUGGAGGACAGCAUGUGACAUCCCCAAAAAAAUCGAGGUUCGGCGGUCAGGCUCUCGACGUGCUCGCUUUGCCUGCGCCAAAUUCACCAUCGAAGGAGCAGAGAGAGAAACAGACUGGUAAGCCGUGAAGAACGCUUGUGCAUCCGGAUGUCGCCGGAUUACAGUCCGCGCUAUACACACG
Messenger RNA from Chara braunii, 5053 nucleotides. The record is from the annotation of a GenBank genome assembly. NCBI's taxonomy places the organism in Eukaryota, Viridiplantae, Streptophyta, Charophyceae, Charales, Characeae.